AUGUAUUGUGGUGGUCUUUCCACACCGUUUACCUAUUUUUUAUAUGAUGAUCAAAUAUUGAAACAGAAUCCAUCAUUGAAUAGAAAGAAUUAUUUAACACAAUUAACUAUAAGUAAAAAAUUUGAAAUUCAUCUAAGUGGAGCAAAAAUAAUUUAUCGAUCAAAUCCAACAGAAAUUGUCAAUUUAUUAAAAGGAAAAAUAAAUUUGAGUAUAAAUGCAAAUAUUCACACAUCGGAUAGUCUAACAUCAGUGUUACAACAAUAA
Didymodactylos carnosus is the source of this 264-nucleotide messenger RNA. NCBI's taxonomy places the organism in Eukaryota, Metazoa, Rotifera, Eurotatoria, Philodinida, Philodinidae. The record is from the annotation of a GenBank genome assembly.